Messenger RNA from Lepisosteus oculatus (spotted gar), 1979 nucleotides. RefSeq names its product zinc finger HIT-type containing 6 (gene znhit6). The record is from RefSeq and is a predicted model, not a curated record. Gene Ontology annotation, cellular component: nucleus; pre-snoRNP complex. Lineage: Eukaryota; Metazoa; Chordata; Actinopteri; Semionotiformes; Lepisosteidae. Gene Ontology annotation, biological process: snoRNA localization; box C/D snoRNP assembly; maturation of LSU-rRNA from tricistronic rRNA transcript (SSU-rRNA, 5.8S rRNA, LSU-rRNA).
UGGAAUACGGCUGUGUUUUACACGUGGGUCUGUAGAAGUGUUUUGCAUCGUUUAUUUGGUUAGCGGUGUUUCUUGAAAAGAGUUAUAAUGGAGAGAGAAAUAACUCCAGAAAAUCAAAAUGACCUCGAUAACACGACUGACACAACGAGAGGAAUAAAAAGAAAAAUAUCAUUGUCGAACUGUGAAGCCUGCGGAUCCGAAGAAGCGAGAUACAGGUGCCCGCGCUGCCUGAGGCCCUCCUGCAGCUUGUCCUGUGUGAAGAGACACAAAUCUGAUUCAGGAUGCAGUGGAGUGCGGGAUAAGACCGCCUUUGUGCCCGUUGCCGACUUUGAUGAAAUGAAUCUUCUCUGUGAUUACAGGUUCCUGGAGGAUGCAGGGAGGUUGGCGGACAGUGCAGGCAGGGAUUCUCUUAUUCACAGGCCACUCUCAACCAAAAAUCUCAACUUCAUGAGGAACCAAGCCCGCAGAUUCCACUUGGACCUGAAAUUCCUGCCAGUGGGAUUCUCGAAGAGGAAGGAAAACUCCACGUUCUUUCAUAAAAAGGAACAGCGGUUCUUCUGGCAUCUGAAGCUCGUGUUUCCCCAGAGCCACACAGAAUAUGUAGAGAGAAGGGUGCCAGAAGACAGAACGCUGGAGCAAAUCUUAGCCCCAUUCAUCCAUGCUACGGAGUCAGAGCCAGUGAGGCGACAGAAGCUAAAGGUGUAUCAGCAUGCUCCUCUGGAUCACGUAAGGAUCUUCAUGAAAGCAGAGAACAGGCAGUCAAACUCUGUCAGGUACCAUGAGCUCUUUCUUCAGAAGACACUCCUGGAAAGUCUGAGACACAAGACUGUUAUCGAGUAUCCAGUUCUUCAUGUCGUGCUGAAGGACCAUGCUGACCAGUACAUUCCUCUAGGACAAGAGUCCGGGGCAGCACACAGAGGUCCUGCAGAAGGCACCAGGGAGGAGGAGGAGGAGCAGGAGGAAGGAGAGCUUGUAGACGAUGACUGAGGAAGCUGCUGCCCGGACAUCGCUGCUGAGCCUGCUGUUGGAUCACGGGGACAGGAGGCGGCUGUGAUCUCAGCAGGGUUCAUAUCCUGAAGGGAAUUUGCUCACCGGCUGUGGAAUCUUAACAUGAAGCUCAGCAGCCAGUCCCAUUCCAAAACACCAUUUAGUACCUUGAUUUUAUUCAGCCCUGCCCAUGUUUAACUGUUUUUAAGGGAUUGUUUUAUUUGUAAAUUAUGCAGUUCACAUCAAGCAGUUCAUCAGUCCAGUAAGGAGACUGUUCUCAUCCCAUGGAGAAACAUCCUUUAUUACAGUUAAUCCUGUGAGAAGGCAAGAGUUAAAGUGGUGCUGAAAUCUUUUUCAGUUCAUUUGGAGGGCUGUUUUUUGAAGAGUUUCAUGUUCUGUUUCAGCAAUGGUUUUAAUAGAUCUUACUAUUUCCUUUCCUUGUGCAACAUCUGAUAUCUACCUUAUCGGAUUUUAAUUUUUUUUUUAAAAGGCUGCAAAGCCAAGUUAAACAAUUCUUCAUGUACUGUUACUUAUUUCAUUGUGUAGGGGCGGUGUGGCUUUUUCUAACAUUAGUGCUGUAAUAAUUAUGGUAAUUUCCCACUCUCUCACUGUGUGUUUAUAAAGGCCAGUUUCAUUUCACGGGAUGUUUUUUAUUACUGCAAAAACCCUCCUUACAAGGAGCUGAACAUGUUUGCUUCUUUAUUGUUGACAGUUUUGUUAAACCAAAGGUAUAGAGAGAGUAGAAACUUGAGCUCCUGUGUGCAGACUUCUAGUGCCUGAUGUGAUAAUUUCUAAGAAGGAAGAAGUGUUCAAAAACCAAUUGUCCCAUCCAGGAUGCAACACCCUUUAUGCUUUGUUGCUUAUCACAUAAAAUUAAUUAAUUUGCCCAGGGCCUUCACUGUUCAUACGGAGCCUUUUGAAAAACAUUAGUCUGUACUGAAAAUGGCAAAGUCAAAGACUAUACAAAUAAAGGUAAAAAUAAGCCAGUUUGA